AUGUCGAUUACAAGUUCGCAGAAUCAAACCAGCCGCAAGGGUAUCCUGCACGCUGUGGAAGCCUGCGUCGGGGGCGAGAACUUGCUGUGGGAGCUAUACGACGGCUAUCGAUACGUCCCGGCGUUUGAUAUCGAUGCGUCGUGUACCAAGGAAGCCACCGUUGUCAAGCUGCGGACCGUCGUGAGAUAUCUCGAUUAUCUCCCGGGCAUCAACGCUGCCGUGACUGAAAGACACCCCGCAGAGGGCGCGAUCCACCCCGCCCGGGAUCGCCUGGAGGACUCGGCGAUCCUCGAGAUGGCCUGGGACAUCCUCCUCGCGCUGGCCUAUCUCCACGGGCGUGGCAUCGUCCACGGCGAGGUUCGGCCCCGGAACGUCAUGUCAUUCCCCUCGUACCCCCGCCGCAACCGCUACAAGCUCUUCGGGCACGGCCUCGUGCCCGGCGUCAUCAACUACUGGCCCAAGAACGACGGCUACACGGCGCCCGAGUUCCUCUCCGAGGGCGCCGAGACGCGAAAGAGAGGCAAAGAAGGCAAGUACGCAGUGAAGCCGACGUUCGCGUCAGACGUCUGGCAGCUCGGCAUGCUGCUCUGGCACUGUCACCGCUACGGCACUUACUGGGACUCAGAGACGCUGCCGUCGCGGAAGAAGAGCUGGCAGUCCGAGACCCUCGUCCAGCCCGACCUCACAAGUGAAUCGGUGAGUUCCAUGAGGGGGAUCAGGCCGCUGGCGUUCAGAGCCAAAGGCUGUGAUGGCUCGAGCCACGACUGGUUGGCGCAGCUGCUGCCCAACAUGCUCGACGAGGACCCCCUGAGGCGGUUUAGCGCCAUGGAGCUCCUUCGACAGAUGCAGAACCAGAAGUGCUAUGCCGUCGAGAAGCAGGACUUGGAGGACGACGUCGACGACAUGAGGGACGCUGCCGAGGCUGCCAAGAAGGAGUUAUGGCAGCGGAGCACCCUUGGCAAAGUGGCCAGGGGCGCGGAGCGGGUGCAAAUGCACUUUACUCGUCUCUUCGUCUUGCUUGUACUUCUAUGCCGUAUCAUGUAA
Colletotrichum higginsianum IMI 349063 is the source of this 1044-nucleotide messenger RNA. Its product is annotated as Camk family protein kinase. NCBI's taxonomy places the organism in Eukaryota, Fungi, Ascomycota, Sordariomycetes, Glomerellales, Glomerellaceae. The record is from RefSeq and is a predicted model, not a curated record. Gene Ontology annotation, biological process: protein phosphorylation; intracellular signal transduction. Bases 1 to 1044 code for a protein of 347 amino acids. Gene Ontology annotation, molecular function: protein serine/threonine kinase activity; ATP binding. The transcript has 2 exons.